Molecule: messenger RNA, 1569 nt
Organism: Dreissena polymorpha
Lineage: Eukaryota; Metazoa; Mollusca; Bivalvia; Myida; Dreissenidae
Exons: 2
Coding region: 74-1162 (362 amino acids)
Biological process (GO): regulation of DNA-templated transcription
Molecular function (GO): double-stranded DNA binding
Source: RefSeq, a predicted model, not a curated record
GAAGCUUGCGUCUUGGAACAACAACAACAACAACGAAAUUACACUGUGCAACAAGAUCGUAAAAACAGACCAAAUGUUUCAAAGAACAGCAUCAUUGAUGGCUUACCGAGUUAGGAGCUUAAGCAUUUGUUUGUCGACCAGAAUCUUUGGCAAUUGCACAACACAAGUAACAAGAGGACAAAGUUCCAGAGAUUGUCAAGACAGCUUUGUGUUACCAACAAGAAGUGUGUCAUGGGUAUCCUCAUUUAAUUGUUCUACAAGACUAAUGGUUGUUAACAAGUCAUGUAAUCAAUGUGUUCGUCACUGUCAUAGUGAACCAGAGCAAAUUGUGGUGACAGAAAGUUUUGUUGACUCACUGACGGAUUCUGUAAUUCAGACGGCUACCGCAAAAGAUGUGAUGGUUAAGUCCAUUGCCCGUGGACUUAUUAAGGAUGGAAUAAAGGGACUGCUGGGAUUGGGCAUAUCUGAACAAACUGUGAGGAAUAUAUGUGCCAGUUACAAUGUGCUGAAAAACAUUCAUAAUGUUGUUGAAUGUAUGCAGUAUUUAAUUGGGAUAGGGCUUGAUCAAAAUGGUGUGCAUGAAAUGUGUCAACAAUAUCCAGGUAUUGUAAAUGUUCCUCUUUCAGAAAUGAAAGCUAAAGUGGACGAACUGCAUGGUUUAGGCUUUCACUAUGAGUCUAUUGUGAAAAUAUUGGUACAAGAACCAAAGGUAUUAGAGAGGGACUUUAACAUGAUUUCAAGUCGAAUUGAGGAGCUUAAAAAGCUGUUCAAGAGAUCUGAUACGUUAAGUUUACUUGAGAAGUCCCCAAAACUGCUAUUCUGUGAAAGUGAAUUCAUUCAUGACAGGUUUAACUAUGUGUUCCGUGAAAUGGGUGUCUCCCAGAGGCAAAUGAUGUACUCAAACUUGUUCCAGCAUCCGAUGGAACAUAUUCAUGCAAGGCACAUGUUUUUAGUACGAGCAGGAUUUUUCAAGAAAGUAAAUCGUGAAAAGGGACAGAUCGAUUCCAAUCCUAAGUUAGAAGUUAUACUGGAAACAUCUGAUGAAGAUUUUGCCAAAAUGUUUGGAGGGAUGUCCCUGCUGGACUAUCAGACUUUCAAAACCCUUCUUUUGCAAGAAAACUUUAUCUUGAAAGAACUGGAAAAUGAAAAUGAUGAUGAUUAGAGUGGUUUUUUUUAUGUCACCAUGACCAUGUUUUUAUCACCUUUUGUCAGUUGUGUGUCUCAUAUCAUCAACCAUGAACGUUUGCAUAUUAAUGUCACAUUUACCGGUAUUGGUCAAUUUUCAUAAAACUUGGUCAGAACAUUUGUCCAAAUGAUAUUUCUUCAAGUUUAAAACUUGGUUACAUCAGUUCAAAAGCAAGGUCAGCUGGUCAAUUUAGAAAAAGUGUGUGAACAAUCAGAAAGUCAGUUUAUGCACAAUUAAUUGAAAUUGCUCAGAGCCUUUGCUCUAGUGAUAUCUCUGCUGAUUAAAAAAUGUUCUGGUCUGUUGAAAAACAUUGCAGCCAGGGUUUGGAGAAGUUUUCCUUAUAUGGACUGGUUUUAGUGAAACAUAAUAAAAGCUGAUCAGAA